Molecule: messenger RNA, 2848 nt
Organism: Pantherophis guttatus
Lineage: Eukaryota; Metazoa; Chordata; Lepidosauria; Squamata; Colubridae
Source: RefSeq, a predicted model, not a curated record
CUUGAUUUGCAGGAAUCGCUGCAAAGCAGAAACUGAAAGUAACAAGGCCUGCAUUAAAAAGGACUCGCGGCUGCCUGAACUUCACAAGCAUCGCAGAUACUCGCAAGAGCGAAUAGCCGAUUUCGACUCCCGUCCAGUGUGAACUUCAAAACGUUGCCGACGCUGAAAUGGCUGUCCAGCCCAAAAGCGCACUUGCUACCCAAGCCAUAAUGAACAUCAGCAAAGCAGAGGAAGUCCGAAAAGAGACAGAACUGAUGAUGAAGCCCCACGCGAACUGGGAGGAGUAUCUGAUGCCUGGGCCCAUCUCCAUCGCCAUUUUAGGGGAGCUGGCUUGCAUUGCUGCAGGACAAGGAGACUUUGCCAUCAAUCUUGCCCCACCCCAGGGAGGCUACAAAUAUAUGAGGUAUCCGGACUCUUUCCAAGCUUCCCUAAUGCAGGUCAGCAACAGUGGUUGGCAUGCCUUCAGCAUCGCCCACAAGAAUAUGGAUGGCAUCCGGCUCCUUUCUAUGAGCGUCGCUGAGCAAAUCAAGAUGGUCAUCAAGACCUUAUUCCAGGAUGACCUUACCUUGAUAGAUGCCUUGCUCCCUGGACAACUAUCCAGCCUGAAAUCGAUUGCAAACGAAUGUUCCUCUUUAGCUAAGGCAGUUGACAAUAAGUUCAAUGACGUCAUCUGUCUGAUUGGGGAACUCCUGGAAGUGUGUACAAGUUCCAAAUCGCAGUACGAACAAGGGUUGACAGAAACCAAGCGUGCCUUGGAAGACCUGAAGCUAAGGAAGGCAGCAGCUGAAGACGCCCAGGCGAAAGCAGAGGACUAUUACAAAGAAAUAAAGAACAGAGUGACCGAAACAUUUGAUGAUUACAGAAAAGCGAUCGAUAGCGUUCCUACUGGCUGGAAUGCUGUCAUUCUGGAAUUCACUUCGAGUAUACAAGAAACCUUGAUGUUGCCAAUUGCCAAUCUGAUAUCCUUUCUCAGCUUUAAGGAAAAUAUGUUGCCUAUUCCAAUCCACAGCAGAAGUGAGGAAGGUUGUGAAAGUGAGAAUGACUUUAUAGCCAUGAACAACAUCUCUGCCCUGUCAGCUCAAAUGCUGAAAUUGGUGGACGUUCUUCAAACCAUGGUGGAUGAUGAAGGUAAUAUUGACAUGGAUCUCCUCUACAAUAAAAAACACAAUGAAAUCAGAACCGUAUGGACCAAAAAGAGAUCUCAGCAACUGUUAGCAAAAAUAAAAAAAGAAGGAAAGUGCAGCAUGAAAAAUUUGGCAGUGAAAAUAUGUAAUUAUAUAAUAGAUAUUUCCAAUAUAUUAAUUGAAGCAGUAGCGUCUGGGGAAGUAAACAAGAAAAACCUGAUGAAGAAAAUGGGCGUUCUCUCAGAUGAUAUUGUUGUUUUCGAUAGCAGAAGCAAGUCCUGUAACCGCACGUCCCCUUUUAGUUCCUUGGCGCCAAAUAUGGCCAAAUCCCAGAAAAACAUUCAAGAGGAGUCGACGUCGGCGGUGAAAAACAGCAUUUUGAAAAUAGAGCAAACGAAAGAAAUACUGAAGAUAAGUCAAGAAGAAUACCAAAAAAGUUUUGACAACUUAAAGGAGCAAAAUAAGGAUUUGCUGGAUGUGCUCAGUGAAAUGAGGAAGUGUGAAAUGAAGGAGAUUGAUUUUGAAAAAGCCAAACAGAUGCUGAUCAAAGGCCUGGAUGCCAUGGGAAGAGUGAAGGAGCAGUGGGAGAAAAUGGUGCGUUUCUUCCAGAUGAUCUCCAACCUGAUUGACUCCUGUCUCAAUAAACGCCUAACAGAAUUUGUGAAAUCAGCUGAAGAUCUUCCCAAAAUUCCGAAUUACUCCCACAAAGACUUUGUCAUAGAUAUGAUCUACAAACAGGCCUUCAAUGCAUCCAACAUAGCUCACUUGGUGCACAUGAUAUCUGAGACCUACACCGAGGUGUCUUCAAAAUACUUGAUGGAUAAAGUGGGCAGCCUGAGUAGGCUUAUUUCCAUGGACCCUUCCGAUCCCCAAUUCCGAAUGGAGCGUAUGAAACUAGCAGAUGGCUGUGACAGUGCCCGACAAGCCAUAGAGGACUUGGUCAUUAAGCAAAAGAAAGAAUUCGAAUAUAAUAUCCAUGCCAGAGUGACAAAAAUCAAUUCUGAGCUGAAGGCUGUCUUGCCGGAAGUGCCCGAAGCAGAGAGAAAAGCUAUUGAACAUAAUGUGCACAAAGGGAUGAGGGAAAUCACCCAGGAUGAAGCCGAUCAAUUUAUGUAGACUUGUCUUUCAACCCUUGAGGGAAAUGGAGGCUGCCUGGGCUCUUCUCUAUUAUUGUAUUUCCCUCAGAGUAAUAGAAUGUAAAUUGGGCCAUUCGGUCAUCUUGUGUUUGGUAAAACUAGAAAAGAAACAGCUAGAGAUAUUGUUGUUCAGGAACCUUUCAAAAAAUAAUCUUGGCCAACCAUUUCUGAGGUGGGGGCUCAUGUUAGCUUCUACCAGGUCAUGCUGUCUCCUGAGCUGGGAAUACAAGGCCAUGAAAUCUUGAGGCCGAAUUUUAAUAAACCCCUGAAAAUUGCUCACUAGGAUUGAGCCUCCGCACAGGCUCAGCGCUGUGCACCAAGGACCUUGGAGUAUCUCCGCUGCUUGAAAAUGAGGCUCCCGGCAGCUCAAGGGACAGCAUCUUACUCAGCAGGGUGGAAUGUAGACCAGCCUCCUUGUGGUGCACCCCAAGCAGCGUGACUUUAUCAUAGUCCACAGAUUCUGGCUGCUGGAUCUCACAAGGGUCUCCCAGUAAGAAGAUACAGCAUGAGUACUGAAAAUAAAAACAGUGGUUAAUACUGUAUUCUGUUACACUACAGGAAAUAAAUAAAAACCUUGCUUAAUACGUU